UGUGUUUGACUAACCCUAUCGUAUCAUUGUCGGAGGCUGUGCUAAUAUUAACAACGUUUAACUUCAAGUUGAUGAAGGAAGCUGUGUAACUUAAGGGAAUGAUUAUUAGGAUUGUCGGUUCGUCGGGACGAAGUGGAUCUAUUCUAGUUUAUUGUGGCACAAACGGUAACCGAUGUGCUCAGCAGAGGCCUUUUGCGAUUUUUAAAGAGAGAUAUAUUGAUAAUUUAAUGAAUUGUACUACUAAAACCAGUAACAGUGUUAUUUAUUUUGCUUUUGCACUUGGUUCGAUGGGGUUAUACUUGAAAAUUCAUAAUCUAAAGGUUUUGUGGUACAAGUAUGCAAGAACCCUCUCCUGGGACAACGCAAGGAAUUACAGUUGUCCCACAGAGUGCUGCAUUACCCAUUUUUCCAGACACCCCUUCUCAGAUGAUUGGUCAGUGCAGGGAUAUGUCGGAGGUGUCUGGACAAGCACUGGUUGGGGGAAAUGUGACGUCUCAACCAGCUAUGGACCCAACCACUCAAGCACAGUUUGAGGCAGACAAAAGGGCAGUCUACAAGCAUCCACUGUUCCCACUUUUGGCUCUGUUAUUUGAAAAAUGUGAAAUAGCAAUGCAGAGUGCUGAAGCACCUCUCUCGGAGAGUUUCACUAUGGAUAUCCAAGCCUUUGUGCAACAUCAAGAGAGAGACAGGAAACCAAUAUUUAUUGAUGAUCCUGAAGUGGAUGGUUUGAUGAUAAAGGCUAUUCAGGUGUUAAGAAUACAUCUAUUGGAACUUGAGAAAGUGCAAGAUCUUUGUAAAGACUUCUGUAAUCGGUAUAUUGCAUGUUUAAAGAAUAAAAUGCAAAGUGAAAAUUUGCUUCGAUCAGAAUAUCCGGCUCUAACUAAUGGUACGUCGUCGUCAGCUGAGUCCAGUCCCGGCAGUACUCCAGACAACAGUCAGCAUCAGAGCUUGACAAGCAAUGGUUCUCUUGGAAACAUAGUUCUUCAACAAGGCAUAUCCCAGAAUUCUGUGUUAAGUCCAAACCAGAUUGUUUCAGGUGGAACAGUCUAUCAGAUGGUACAGACACCACAAGGCAUUGUAGCUCAACCAAUUCAGAUUCAGAGUACACAGAUCCAGACAAAUACAACAACAUCUCAUGUAAUUCAUGGUAGCACUCCUCUUUCUCAGAUAGGAGCUUCCUCCAGUGGAGCACCAGGAGAAAACAGGGUCCCACCAAUUGCUCCUAAAGGAUUAAUACCACACGGAGAAAGUGACGAAGAAGAUAUCGGAGGUAAAAAGAAACAGAAAAGAGGGGUUCUUCCAAAACAUGCUACUAGCAUCAUGCGUUCUUGGCUCUUCCAGCACAUAGUGCAUCCAUAUCCUACAGAAGAUGAAAAAAGGCAGAUAGCUGCACAGACCAAUCUUAAUCUUCUACAAGUAAAUAAUUGGUUUAUUAAUGCCAGGCGAAGGAUUCUUCAGCCAAUGUUAGAUGCCAGUAAUCCAGAUGCGAGUCACAAGGCCAAAAAAGCCAAAACCCAAACUUCCCGACAAGCCCAGCGUUUCUGGCCAGAAAAUAUUGCUGCUCUUCAAGCAAGUAUUUCUGAUCCUGACACCCAACAAGCAGAUGGAAGUGGGGGACAAAAUACUAAUCCUUCUUCAAACCAUUCUAGCUCACAAGAUGGCAUCAUUACAACAAAAAGUGAUGAUGAGCGCACCCAAAGGAAUCAUCACACUCCUCCAACAUCACCAGAGGGCAGCUCAGGAGUAAGCCACAAUGAAUCUGAUAUUAUGUCAGAAGAAGAGAAGAUGAUCACAGAAGAGAAAGCAUCCAGUGACAAGUGUAAAAAGUAACAUAACUGGCUGUAUUUGUCAGCCUUAUUCCCUUUGUGAUGACAGAUUUUAUGAUAAUAGAGAAACGUUGUACAUUUUUUUCUUUGGUUGUUGAUAGAUGUACAAAAUUAUGGUGUGGGAUCAUGAUGUUGUUAAAUAUACUGUCCUUUUAAAAUUUUAAUUGAAAGCUGGAUAUUAAUAUAAUGCAAUAUUUUCAUGUUAAAAAUAGAAACUGUUCACAUUACACAAGUCUGUCAUAGAGUUUAUUAUUAUUCUUGAAUAUGGGCAUCACUUGUUCUCUCCUAAUUAUAAUUGUUAGUAAAAGGGUAGAAAUGAAGUGUAGAAACCCAAUGUAACAGAUGGCUUUAGUCAUUGGGUUGGAUCUCCACUUGUUACAAAUAAGUUUUGACCUGGCACGGCCAGGUGGUUAGGGCGCUCGACUCGCAAUCUGAGGGUCACGGGUUCGAAUCCCCGUCA
Molecule: messenger RNA, 2286 nt
Organism: Limulus polyphemus (Atlantic horseshoe crab)
Lineage: Eukaryota; Metazoa; Arthropoda; Merostomata; Xiphosura; Limulidae
Product: homeobox protein PKNOX2-like
Exons: 10
Coding region: 337-1830 (497 amino acids)
Biological process (GO): regulation of transcription by RNA polymerase II
Molecular function (GO): DNA-binding transcription factor activity, RNA polymerase II-specific; RNA polymerase II cis-regulatory region sequence-specific DNA binding
Source: RefSeq, a predicted model, not a curated record